AUGGCUGCAUUGACGACAUCCACGGCCCGGGUUUGCCCUGUCGCUGCUGUCGCUGCUGCCUUGAACAGCUUCAUGACUGCCACUGCAAACAAAAGCCUUGGGGCGGUACACAUGCCGUCGACAACCUUAAACUCCACUGUUUACCCGAGUGUGGAGUAUCUCAUCCGAAUGGUGCCGAAACGCGUCCUGCAUUCGGCACUUCCAUUCCUAGAUUUCCCGGCAGCCUCACCAUCUCAGGGUCUUCUGUUUGUGGUAGCAGUCCAAGAGGUCCACAUCGACGCCCGGGUUACUUUUCGACGCCCUCGACGCCAGCGACAUCAGCACUACACACGACACCUGUUUGCUGUACCCACCGUCACAAGCAACAAGUCCGUAGCAGCUGACAACUUCACACCCACGAGCACCCCCAUGCCCGUCGUCACCAUGCCGGGUCAUCCUGCCUCCCAGCUCCUCCCGAGUGGGAAGACCCCUACCGCGAGCGGACCAAGCCCUACUUUGGGACCUUCUCAAAUCCUACUUUUCGCCAUCUUUGAAACCGACGGGAGGCACACGAAGCAAACACGACCCGUAUAG
Messenger RNA from Pyrenophora tritici-repentis Pt-1C-BFP, 573 nucleotides. The record is from RefSeq and is a predicted model, not a curated record. NCBI's taxonomy places the organism in Eukaryota, Fungi, Ascomycota, Dothideomycetes, Pleosporales, Pleosporaceae.